AUGACUGGUUUUGGUUCUCCCUGUGGAGCCUGCAAAUUCUUGAGAAGAAAAUGCAUUAAUGGCUGUAUAUUUGCACCUUAUUUCUGCCAUGAACAGGGAGCAACUCAUUUUGCAGCCAUUCAUAAGGUUUUUGGGGCAAGCAAUGUGUCGAAGCUUCUUGCUCACCUGCCGGUGACUGACCGCUGUGAGGCUGCGGUGACCAUCUCCUACGAAGCUCAAGCAAGGCUUCAAGAUCCCAUCUAUGGCUGCGUUUCUCAUAUAUUUGCUCUUCAACAACAGGUGGUUAACUUACAAGCACAGUUGGCUACCCUGAAGGAAUUACAAUUAGCCUCGUCUCAAAGAAGUCAAAGCUUCAACAAUGGAUCCGGAACAGUAAACCCUAAUAAUGGAAAAUUCAGUGGAAAAGUUGAAUCUUGGGACGAUGAUCAUGAUUAUGGUUGGUUUGAAAUGGAAAGUCCAAAGUUGAGCAGUAAUUAUAGUACUAGUGCAGCUGGGACAGCUAUGGCGUACAACGAUAAAAAUGGGGUACUGAUUAUAAAUCCAAACCCUAAUUCAUCAGGGAAUCAUUAUAAUAAAGUUGACCAAAUUAUCCCAGAUAAUCAUCAUGAGAAUAUCUGUUAUGGAAGCUUUGAAGAGACUAAUAAUUCCUUUUCGAUGUCUUCUUUUGAAUCAAUAAUGCAACCAAAUUACUAUUACAGGCCAUGGGGGGCUUUUCAGGAAUAUUCCGAUGAGCUUCAAUCAAUGGUCCAGAAUUCAUGA
Molecule: messenger RNA, 759 nt
Organism: Humulus lupulus (European hop)
Lineage: Eukaryota; Viridiplantae; Streptophyta; Magnoliopsida; Rosales; Cannabaceae
Product: LOB domain-containing protein 29-like
Exons: 2
Coding region: 1-759 (252 amino acids)
Biological process (GO): positive regulation of DNA-templated transcription; hormone-mediated signaling pathway
Cellular component (GO): nucleus
Source: RefSeq, a predicted model, not a curated record